AUCGAAGCAUUAAGUGAUGAAGAUCAAGAAAGUCUACCUGAUGAUGCGAUGGAUAUAUUGAAUAAUGAAGAUCAAGAAAUGAGUAACAGCCAAGGCAUUGUUAAUGAAAGUCAAGAUGAAAUUCAAGAAUUAGUCAAUAAAAUUCGUGAAGUAAAUGUUGAAGAGGUGAAUCUUGAAGAAGAUAAUGACAAUUAUUAUAAUGAACAAGAAACGAAUUAUCAAAAUAUAUGGGAUGAUUAA
This is a messenger RNA of Dentiscutata heterogama, 240 nucleotides long. The record is from the annotation of a GenBank genome assembly. Lineage: Eukaryota; Fungi; Glomeromycota; Glomeromycetes; Diversisporales; Gigasporaceae.